AUGCCCGGGGGCCUAGGUGAAAACGUUUCGAGUUUGACGACUGAGGCGCGGAAUUUGUCGCUGACCGAGGUUGACGCUCAAACAAAACGUUCGCCGUCACCAGCUGCACCUCCAUCGCAUAGUGUUGAAGAGAAUGGGGCUGUUGUCUCAACGGGGAAGAACCAGAACGUGCUGGCUGCGUCAGCGGCGCAGCCGACCCCAGAAUUUCCGGUUAGCGGACCGAUAGGCCCGCACUUGUUUCAGAAAUUGAAGUUACUUGGGAAGGGUGAUGUUGGCCGAGUAUAUCUUGUCCUGUUGAAAGGCACCACCAAGCUCUACGCGAUGAAGGUUCUGACGAAAGAGGAGAUGAUCGCGCGUAACAAAGUGAAGCGCGUUUUGACUGAACGCGAGAUUCUCGCGACAGCCCACCAUCCAUUCAUCGUUACGAUGUAUGCAUCUUUCCAAACAAAGGAUCGACUGUAUUUCAUCAUGGAAUACUGCGCAGGGGGAGAAUUCUUUCGAGUGCUACAACGACAACCGAACAAACGCUUGCCUGAGGAUGCCGUGCGCUUCUACGCGGCUGAGGUCCUGCUCGCGCUGGAAUACUUACAUCACAUGGGCUUCAUAUACCGAGAUCUGAAACCGGAAAACAUCCUCAUGCGCGCUGAUGGACAUAUCGCCCUCACGGACUUUGAUCUGAGCAAGCAGGCGCAUCCUGUUUCACCUCGUGUCAUCAAACAUCAGAUUUCGUUCUUGGAUCGCAUGAAAGGCGCGAUCUCGGGAAACCGCGGGUCUCGGAGCAACCUCAAGGAUCUUGAGAUCGUCGAUUCUGAGCCUGUCCUCCCGUACGCAACAAAUUCCUUCGUGGGCACCGAGGAGUACAUUGCGCCGGAAGUUAUUCAGGGCGUUGGGCAUACGAGCGAUGUCGACUGGUGGACGUUUGGUAUUCUUCUCUACGAGAUGUUGACGGGAACGACACCAUUCAAAGGCUCCUACCAGGAUGAAACUUUCAAUAAUAUUGUACACGGAAACAUUCGCUUCGAUGAAUCUCUACACCUUUCACCGGAGUGCAAAAAUCUCAUCAAACGUCUGCUGAAGCGAGAUGCAUCCAAAAGACUCGGACAUGAGAACGGGGCCAGCGACAUUAAGCGCCAUCCGUGGUUUCGGAAAAUCGAUUUCAAUCUUAUUCGCAAUGAGACGCCACCGAUCAUACCGAAGCUGCGAGACCCGCUUGACUUUUCCCAAUAUCCGCCUCUGAAAGACAAAGAUCUCCAGGAUGACGUGGAACCAUUUGAUGAGAACUCGCCAGCGAACCCCUUCAAGAAUUUUGCAUCCAGAAAGUUGGAGCGGGGCAGCAGCUCCGCGGCGCUUUCCACCGCAGAUCGACCAGCAACCGCUGCACAGGAUGAGGAGACCCGUGUUCUGAGCACCAAGUCAGAGCCUGAAGUUUAG
This is a messenger RNA of Cyanidioschyzon merolae strain 10D, 1431 nucleotides long. Its product is annotated as serine/threonine kinase KIN82. The coding region runs from base 1 to 1431 and encodes 476 amino acids. Gene Ontology annotation, cellular component: plasma membrane; cytoplasm; nucleus. Lineage: Eukaryota; Rhodophyta; Bangiophyceae; Cyanidiales; Cyanidiaceae. The record is from RefSeq and is a predicted model, not a curated record. The transcript has a single exon. Gene Ontology annotation, molecular function: ATP binding; protein serine/threonine kinase activity. Gene Ontology annotation, biological process: protein phosphorylation.